This is a messenger RNA of Siniperca chuatsi (mandarin fish), 910 nucleotides long. Its product is annotated as achaete-scute homolog 4-like. The record is from RefSeq and is a predicted model, not a curated record. Lineage: Eukaryota; Metazoa; Chordata; Actinopteri; Centrarchiformes; Sinipercidae. The transcript is spliced from 2 exons. The coding region runs from base 258 to 779 and encodes 173 amino acids. Gene Ontology annotation, biological process: regulation of transcription by RNA polymerase II; developmental process. Gene Ontology annotation, molecular function: DNA-binding transcription factor activity, RNA polymerase II-specific; protein dimerization activity; RNA polymerase II transcription regulatory region sequence-specific DNA binding.
AAGGAAGAAAACGUUAUGUAAACAGUUUUAUCUUGAUGAGAAAGCUGCAUCUCCGCCCCGGAUCACACCCACCAUGCAUAUAGCCUCAAAACCCGAACAAACAAGUUGUCACACAGGCUGAAAAAGUCCCGAGCAAGAACUGUCUACUAUAAUAGAUCACAAUCCAUAUAUUUAAUCACAAACUGGCGAGAUUUAAAAGGAAAUUGUUGCUCAAAACACGAGAUGAUUGUGAGGAAACUCUGACAGGUAAGGAGUUAAUGGAGCAUAUUCCAUAUGUCCCUCCACUGGCUCUCCACGGCUUCUCCAUGGAUAACAGUGGAGCGCACUACAGGGAUGCGCUUCGAAUUGGACUGCCCUUCCACCUAGACGCUGCAUACCUUGACCCUGUGCACGGCCAGAUGUUACCCUACAGACGAUUCUCCUAUUUCCCCUUUCACGGACCCCUCGGUGUAUGUGAUUACUCCUUUGAGCCCGCGUUCAUCCGGAAAAGGAACGAAAGGGAGCGGCAUCGAGUGCGCUGCGUAAACGAAGGUUACGCGCGGCUCAGAGAGCAUCUGCCGCAAGAGUUUGAGGACAAACGGCUCAGCAAGGUGGAGACACUGCGGGCGGCUAUUGACUAUAUCAAACACCUGCAGGGCCUGCUGGACUUAAACGUGUCCGGGAUGGAGGUGUCACUUGGAGACGUGCGUAACCGUGCGCCGCUGCCGCAGAGGACAGAGUGCAACAGUGAUGGAGAAUCCAAAACUGGCCACAGGGACAGUGGGGAGAUAGUUUACUAGCUUUCUCUCUCUCUCUCUCUCUCUCUCUCUCUCUCUCUCUCUCUCUCUCUCUCUCUCUCUGUGUGUGUGUGUGUGUGUGAUCUGCUGUACAUUAACUAAGUUGUAAAGAAAGUAAAGACAUGUAUAACUGA